AGAGCACUGAGCACUUCCCGCGCUCGCCCUAUACACAAUGGUGCAGGAGUUCCGGGUGCUCAGAUGCGGCUCCUGUCAGGUUUUCCAGGUGCACCAGGUUAAAAAGAGCGAGAAAUGGGCAUGCAAACUGUGCGGAGAGAAGCAGUCCCUGCUGAAGGUUUAUGGUCAAGGUUCAGGAGCAGACUGCAGGCACCACGUCCAGAAGCUGAACCUUCUACAAGGGCAGGUGGAGCAGGCGGCUACUGGUUCUGCCCGGAAAAGCUGCCAGAAUGUCAUUUCUCACGAUGAGGCUGAUGAUGAAACGAAACAAAGCCUUCUAAUGCCACAGGAACCAGCCCCCAUGAGUCACUGGAAUAAAUAUUUGGAAGAAAACGUUGAUGAAGAGGAGGAGGAGGAGGAUCGUGAUCACUACUACUCUCACCAGGAUUGUAAAUCAAGAACUGUCAGGAAACGUAUGCAUUUACCAUAUGAUGCAGGUGAUUUCUACAAGGACAAUAUCAAAGAAACUAUUUCAAAGAAGAAGAAAAUCUAUGAGGGUGAGAACCCAUCAGAAGCCUGCAAGUUUUCCUGCAGAAUAACAGAAGACCCAGGAUGCUUAGAAUGGCAGGACAACCCUAUAUCUCCUACAUCAACCCUGCAGACCAGCUCUGACACAUAUCUUCUUAUGAACAAAUCGGUGGGACGUUUUGAUCAGUCCACCAGCAGUACUUCCAGCUACCUGAAGAGGGAGCCCCAAACAGAUACCAUUUAUAAUCAUUCUGAGCUCAGAAAGAAGAUUGGGCCAAACUGGUCUGUAACCAGCAGCCAAUAUGUCCUGCCCAGUGAGGAUUCUCCUACAACAAGUAGAUUGUCUGCACAGAAGAUUUCCUCUCCAGGGUUGCUUCAGUCAGACAUGAUCCCUAAAACCAGCUCAUCGGUUUCUAUACAGAAACCAGUUAUUCAGUCUAAUCUUUUUAUGACCGAUGACGACUUUGAUGAUGACUAUUAAGAUCCAUGUACAGUACAAAUAUUUAUCUAUGUCCUAUAUGACCUAUUUUCUGUGAAAGCGGGAUCUCGCAUCCCUGCAUCAGAAACCCAUCUACUUCUAUAAACUGUUUUAUCUUCACAUGUCUUUACCAGUAUUCAUUCUGCAAUGUUUACUUGUUUUAUGUAUAUGUUAUUUUGAAUAGUUCCACUUAAUAAAAAUUUAAAU
Molecule: messenger RNA, 1192 nt
Organism: Bufo bufo (common toad)
Lineage: Eukaryota; Metazoa; Chordata; Amphibia; Anura; Bufonidae
Gene: MRNIP
Product: MRN complex interacting protein
Exons: 7
Coding region: 38-988 (316 amino acids)
Biological process (GO): mitotic G2 DNA damage checkpoint signaling
Cellular component (GO): nucleus
Molecular function (GO): chromatin binding
Source: RefSeq, a predicted model, not a curated record